Molecule: messenger RNA, 3119 nt
Organism: Vitis riparia (riverbank grape)
Lineage: Eukaryota; Viridiplantae; Streptophyta; Magnoliopsida; Vitales; Vitaceae
Product: protein RDM16
Exons: 6
Coding region: 80-2734 (884 amino acids)
Biological process (GO): mRNA splicing, via spliceosome
Cellular component (GO): U4/U6 x U5 tri-snRNP complex
Source: RefSeq, a predicted model, not a curated record
UUUCCAUUUUUUAAGAGGCUUCCAUAGAGUGGGAGAAAGAGCUCUCGCUCUGGAGAGUGUGUCCCUGCGAAACCCUAGAAUGGAUAGGUCUUCUGAGAAAGAGAAAUCGAACAGACGAAGCAGGGAGUCCACCAAGGAUCACAGAGAUCGCAAUCGUGAUAAUCGCGACAGCCGCGAAAAUCGAGAACACAAGCACCGUUCCAAGGAAGACGAUGAGGAUCACCGCCAUCACCACAGCGGCGGCGGCGGCGGCGGCGACAAGCACCGAAGUGAGAAACGUUCUUCCAGAGACGAUAGCAAGCACCGCGACGCCGAUCGCCACCGAUCCUCCGAUCGGGGAUCGAAGCGCGAGAGGUCGCACGAGAGGGAGGGCAGUAGAGAUAGGGUUGCCGACGAAGAGGUGAAGAGGGAGAGGGAGGGGGAGAGGUCUCAUGAUUCGGCGCAUCCGCAUAAGAGGAAAGAGCGCGGGGAGAGUGAGGACAGGGGCGAUGGCGGUGAGAAGAGGAUUAGGGUUUCGAUGGAGAGGAGGGAGAGGAGGCGGUUCGAGGAUAGGGUUGAGGAUGUGAAGGAAUCGAAUGGAGUUGAGCGGAGAGAGAGGAGGAAGUUCGAGGAUAGAGUCAAGGAAGAAGAUUUGGGAGGUUUUGACGAAGUUAAGAAUGUGAAUUUUGAUGAGAAAAGUGUGAAGAAGGAAGAGAGUGAGGAGCUUGGUGAUGCCGCAUCUAAUGGGAGUGGUUCAAUUGGGAAUGGUGUUGUUCCGGAACCACUCAAUAUGGCACCAAGGCUUGUACCUGAGACCUCCUUGGCCCCUAGUCUCCCUCCUCCUACCAAGGUAUCUUCAAUUUCUACCACAAAUGAAAAUAAGGGAGUUAGUAUUACCAGAUCUCAUGAGGUUCCUGGAAAAUCUAGUACAGAUGGGACAACUUCAGCUGCUGGAAAAAGUGGAAACCUAUCCCUUGAUGCUUUAGCAAAAGCUAAGAAAGCUUUACAGAUGCAGAAGGAAUUGUCAGAAAAGCUUAAGAAGAUUCCCCUGUUGAACAAGGGUGCUAGCUCAAGCUCAGACGGUAGCCCACAGUUGAAACCUAAGGAAGAGGUUACAUUGCCAUCUUCUACUACUGGAAAACUGCUUGGGUCUGUCCCCUUAACUACUGCCACUGAGGCUGUCUCCCUGGUGGCAAUGCCAAGCACAUCAACUUUACCUGCUGCUGCAGCAGCUUCUGUGAUGCCGUCUGCAAGUGGCGUUGGUGCUCUUGCUGGGCUUACAUCCAUGCCCAACUUUGAAGCUGUAAAACGUGCUCAAGAGCUUGCUGCCAAGAUGGGAUUUCGCCAGGACCCAGAGUUUGCUCCUCUUAUAAACAUGUUUCCUGGGCAGAUGCCAACAGAUGUUGCAGUCCAGCAGAAGCCUGCUAAGGCCCCUGUACUUCGCUUGGAUGCAUUGGGUAGGGAGAUAGAUGAGCAUGGAAAUGUAGUUAAUAUGCCUAAGCUAAACAAUCUCAGCACCCUAAAGGUCAACAUCAACAAGCAGAAAAAGGACGCAUUCCAAAUUCUUAAACCUGAAUUAGAUGUGGAUCCGGAGUCAAAUCCUCAUUUUGAUUCAAGGAUGGGUAUUGAUAAAAAUAAGCUUUUGAGGCCUAAGAGGAUGAAUUUUCAGUUUGUAGAGGAAGGUAAAUGGUCAAGAGACGCAGAGAUUAUUAAGUUAAAGAGUCAAUUUGGAGAGGCACAAGCAAAAGAGCUAAAGGCAAAGCAAGCACAGCUGGCAAGGGCCAAGGCAGAGCCUGAUAUAAAUCCAAAUUUGAUAGAGGUAUCGGAAAGAGUUAUCAUCAAAGAAAAACCAAAGGACCAAAUUCCUGAAGUUGAGUGGUGGGAUGUGCCUUUUUUGCAUUCUGGAACUUAUGGCGACGCUGACAGUGGUAUAACUGAAGAUAAACUAAAGAUGGACAAGAUCACUAUAUAUCUGGAACACCCGCGUCCUAUUGAGCCUCCUGCUGAGCCUGCUCCACCCCCACCUCAACCCCUAAAGCUAACUAAGAGGGAGCAGAAGAAACUCCGAACACAGCGGCGUCUGGCAAGGGAGAAAGAUAGACAGGAAAUGAUAAGACAAGGCCUCAUUGAACCACCAAAACCAAAAGUUAAGAUGAGCAAUCUCAUGAAAGUUCUUGGCUCUGAAGCAACCCAAGAUCCCACCAGGCUUGAAAUGGAAAUUCGAAGUGCAGCUGCUGAGCGUGAACAAGCUCAUGUUGACAGGAAUAUUGCACGCAAGCUCACACCGGCUGAACGCCGGGAAAAGAAAGAAAGGAAACUUUUUGAUGACCCAAAUACACUGGAGACUAUAGUUUCUGUGUACAAGAUUAAUGACCUUUCACACCCUCAGACCCGUUUUAAGGUUGAUAUUAAUGCCCAAGAGAACCGUUUGACUGGAUGUGCUGUGAUUUCAGAUGGUAUUAGUGUUGUGGUUGUUGAAGGUGGGAGCAAACCCAUCAAAAGGUAUGGGAAGCUUAUGCUUAAGCGUAUAAACUGGGCAGCAGCUGUGGAAAAUGAAGACGACGAUGAAGAUGAAAAUGAGAAGCCUCUCAACAGUUGUGUGUUAGUAUGGCAGGGAAGUGUGGCUAAACCAAGCUUCAAUAAGUUUAAUUUUCACCAGUGCAGGACUGAAGCUGCAGCACGGAAAGUUUUUUCUGAUGCUGGCGUGGGUCACUAUUGGGAUCUUGCUGUUAACUUCUCAGGCGACCAAAUAUAAUUCAACAAGCUGCUUUCAAGAAAGCACCGCCCAUACAUUUGAGGAUCAUUUUUUGAAUUGAGCUGCUGUAGUUCCAUAUUUUGGUGCGGUGAUUGGUAAGUGAAUCGAGUUUUGUAUUGACUAGUUGAUGCAACUUUUAAACUGUAUGAGAUGAUAAGAAAUGAUGUUUUUUUAUUUCAUAUAUAUUUGAUCCCCCUACCCAUGGGCCUGGAACAAAAUUGAUCCAGCAGGAUCAACCUUAUAUGCAUAAUUCUGCUGUUAGGUCAUUGGGGCAUGUGAAUUGCAUUCUGAUUUUACAAUCUAUUGAGACAAUUUUGUAUCUGGGUAGCAUUUAGUCCUACCAUCUAUUCUAUUACUUGAUAUGGAUGCCUGUAUAUUUGCUUUA